CUCUCCUCACCAGUAUCAUCUCGAGCUGGGCUGUGUCCUCGGACUGUGAAGGGUAACAAUUUUGAGCGAUCUCUCUUCAGGCUUCGGUGCCAGCUCGUCUAGGCCUUUAAUGAUGUUUGGUUCUGGUGGUGGGACUGGAGUGAGUGUGUGAUUCAGUGAACCUGGUAACUCUAUUGUUGCCGCAGUUCUAGGAAUUGAACAAAACCGCCGCUUCUCCUCCCUCACUAACUCGGGGGGAGUCAAGGUUCACCCUCUCGUUCGCACCCUCAGUUGAUCGGUCGUCGAACCAUGGAAGAACCCCAGCCCGCUCAAGCUGCUUCAACCUUUGAUCAGCCUCCGUCUUCGCCUUCGAACGGCAUGGGAAAUUGCUAUGUAUUCAAAAGCCGGUUGCAAGAGUAUGCUCAAAAAAUUGGCAUCUCUACUCCCGUAUAUGAUACUAUCAAGGAAGGUCCUUCCCAUCAGCCUGUUUUCAAGUCCACUGUGACCGUUAAUGAUCUCAAAUAUGAAUCUUUACCUGGGUUUUUCAAUCGAAAAGCAGCAGAGCAGUCAGCUGCUGAAGUUGCACUUAUUGAAAUACACAAGUCUGGCCAAAUGACAGAAAGCAUCCCUACAGUUCAUGAAAGCGGCCUGUGCAAAAAUCUACUUCAAGAGUAUGCUCAAAAGAUGAAUUAUGCAAUCCCAUCCUACAAAUGCAACCGACAGGAAGAGAAAGCACAACCAUUCAUCUGUACUGUUGAGAUCGGGGGCAUCCGAUACAUUGGUGCUUCGGCCAGAACGAAGAAAGAAGCAGAGAUCAAAGCAGCGAGAACUGCCCUUUUAGCCAUCAGAGAUAAUUCUGCAAAGGGUGAAAAUGGUGCUUCUCAAUUCACUGUUCUCCCUUUCAAAAAGAAGGGUAAGGAACAAGAACCACGGCCCCAAACAGCGGACCAGCUCAAACCGAAGAAAGCCCAUAUGAAGAAGAAAUGGCCAAAGCGCAAAUUUCCAAGAAACAAAGGCGACAAAUCAGCAAAACCCGAGAAUGAUGUGCCCCAUAAUCCUGUCGAUAAGAUGGAGGAAGUUUCAAUGAUUUCCAAUGGAGAUGAUGAGAAUGAGCGAGGAAAUGUUGGAAUGAACAAUAAGCCCCAAACCCAAGCUGACGAAUCGAUAGCAUCAGCCAUUGAUACAAAUGGAAGUUGCAAAGAUGAGAAACAAUAUGAAUCAGCAGAAAUAAAACCCGAAAGAUUUGAGGAACCUCAAGAAGGGGAAAUUAUGGAUUCAUUAUCCAUGCAGGAGGUGAAGGCUGAUGCAGGAGUGCUAUAGGUGAAGAGCAGUUCACAUUCAUCAUGAAGAAGGUAUGAUCUCUAAGAGUUGGCAUUUGGUCCUCAUUUUUGGUAUAUUUACUUAAAUUCUAUUUGGGUUAUAGAAACUUGUGGUGUCAAAAGAAAUAACAUUUUCUUGGGACUUACUGCUAUGAGCUCAAAUUUGUACUAGCUAUUUAGUUAGAUGCUAGGGUAUAUUUAUUUGUAAUUGCUCUUAAUUUAUAUAUGUACAUUGUUCAAGGAUAUUAAAUUUACAGCUGACUGCGAUUUGAAUUUGUAACUCUAUUAUUGA
This is a messenger RNA of Asparagus officinalis (garden asparagus), 1590 nucleotides long. Its product is annotated as double-stranded RNA-binding protein 8-like. Gene Ontology annotation, biological process: rRNA processing; regulation of gene expression. The record is from RefSeq and is a predicted model, not a curated record. The transcript is spliced from 5 exons. Gene Ontology annotation, cellular component: nucleus. NCBI's taxonomy places the organism in Eukaryota, Viridiplantae, Streptophyta, Magnoliopsida, Asparagales, Asparagaceae. Bases 289 to 1299 code for a protein of 336 amino acids. Gene Ontology annotation, molecular function: ribonuclease III activity; double-stranded RNA binding.